CCAUGCCGGGAGUCAGUACGCACGGGAGUAGCGGGGGAGGCGGCGCGGAUCUGAGCGUCCCAGUAACACACUAGCGCUGUCACCGUGACAGCAGGACACGCAGCCGGGCGCUCUGGGGUGACGCGGAAGAGACACGGGGAUCGAGUCUGUGCUGAUGCAGUGGAGCUGCGUGUGUGCGAGUGGCGUGGGGCUGCGUGUUGCGGAGUGACAAGGCUUUGGCGUAUUGACGGGUGGCGGAUCCAUUACAAAGGGAUCGUUUAGCCCCAACGUGAGAAGGUCAUUGGUUUCAUUGUAUCGCUUUCAAAGCCGGCGAGAGACGCUCAAAUAGCCGAUCGCAGAAUCAUCAGGACAACACCCAGCAGCUCCGCUUCCAGCCGCCAGUGUAGUGGAUUAGCGAUCAGCCUGCACCCCCCGCCGUGUCACUGACAAGCAGCCCGAGCCCAACACUCAUCCCUCCAGCCCAAAACUGCCCACAGGAGCCUGACACUGCUGCCCCAGGUUCAGGCUCAAGCUAACUGUCAGCUUAAAAAAGUGUCAGCAGUGCAGGUGACAUCCAGCAGCAGCUUUGCGGCAUUUGUGCUUUGUUCUCUUUGUAGUCUAAGGCAUUAUCUACAUGAUACAGGAGGAUUCAUAUCUUGGGCAAGCCCUACCCUGGCUGUGCUGCAUCAUCUUUAUCCAGGGGCUAUUGUGUGCCCCCCAUUGACAUAUGAAUGCACCCCUCAGCACAGGUACUAGCUGCUGCCUCACUUUUUGGCUCUGAGGUGCCGCCAGGGACAAAGGAUAAGCUGUAAGAGUUAUUGGCUUGGCUCCUGGACUGUUUAUGUGGCUUCCUUUACCACUGAGUCUUCUUCAAAACUCUCCUUCCUCAAGAACCCGGGCUCAUACCCCAACCCAACCACGUAAUGGAGCGGCUCUGCUGGGGUUGGUGGUGGCAUCUCAGUAUUUUGUGCCUUCUACACGGGGCAGCUGGAGACACUGGAAGUAAAAGCAAAAGCUGCAGUGAGGUGAAGCAGGUGUACCUGGCUAAAGGCUUCAGCCUGAAUGGAGCACCCCAAGCAGAAAUCUCAGGAGAGCAUCUGAGGAUCUGCCCUCAAGGUUACACCUGCUGCACCUCAGAGAUGGAGGAGAACUUUGCCAAUAUAAGCAGAGUGGAGUUUGAAUCCAAACUACGGGAAUCCAGUGCUUCUAUUCAGAGGCUGCUCACCACGCAGCACAGGAACUUUGACAGCUACUUCCAGGACUUGCUGAAUACAUCAGAGCGGGUUCUUCAAGAAAGCUUCCCUAGCCAAUAUGGAGAUCUUUACAGCCAAAAUAGCAAGAUAUUCAGAGACUUGUACUCAGAACUGCGUCAGUAUUACAGAGGCUCCGGCAUUAACCUGGAGGAGGCCUUGGCCGAAUUCUGGAGCCGCCUGCUGGAGCGUGUGUUCAAAGCACAGCACACACAGUACUCCUUCUCUGAGGAGUAUAUGGACUGUUUAGUGAAGCAAUAUGAGCAGCUCAAGCCCUUUGGAGACACCCCACGAGAGGUGAAGCUUAAAGCAGCCCGAGCAUUUAUUGCAGCCAGAUCCUUUGUGCAAGGACUCAAUGCUGCUGCUGAUGUUGUCAGGAAAGCCAACCAGGUUCCCAUGAGCACAGAGUGUGCACGUGCCGUCAUGAAGCUCAUGUACUGUCCUCACUGCCGCGGCCAUUCCAGCAUAAAGCUGUGUAAUAACUACUGCUGGAACAUCAUGCGUGGCUGUCUGGCCAACCAGGCGGAUCUGGACUCAGAAUGGAAAAAUCUUAUUGAGUCACUGCUGCUGGUGGCAGACAAGUUUAGUGGGUCUUCCAAUGUGGAGAAUAUUGUGGGGUCAAUCCACACCAAGAUCACUGAGGCAAUAACUCACAUGCAGGAAAACAAGGAACUCCUAACAAACAAGGUAUUUAAAGCCUGCGGGAAUCCAAAAAAGACCAACAAAGGUUCGAAAUCCGAGGAGAGAAGACGCAAAGCCAAGGCUACUCAGGAAGAAAAAUCUGCUGUUGCCAUAAUGGACAACCUGAUUUCAGAUGUGAAAGGAAUUCUGAGUGAUAUUCAAGAUUAUUGGGUUUCUCUACCAAGUUUAUUUUGCACAGAAAAGGUGACAGCAGGCCCAGGAUAUGAGGACAAGUGCUGGAAUGGAAUAACUAAGGGCAGGUAUAUGCCUGAACCAAUGGGUAGUGGUUUGGCCAAUCAGAUUAACAACCCAGAGGUUGAUGUUGACAUUACAAAGCCUGAUAUGACUAUUCGCCAGCAAAUAAUGCAGCUGAAGAUCAUGACAAGUCGCCUAAGAAACGCAUACAAUGGCAACGAUGUGGAUUUUCAAGAUACCAGUGAUGACAUCAGUGGCUCUGGAAGUGGCGAUGGCUGCAGCGAGGACAUUUGUGGUAGAAAGCUCUCUAGAAACACUGUCAUAAUUCAGCCUGAAACACACGCAAUUCCGAGGCAACCUAACCCCGGGGUGCCAGGGUCAGGCACACGCCUCUAUUCCUGGGACCUAAUCAUAUGUCUUGUGGCUCUACUUGUUGCACAGUGCACCAGAUGGUAACUGAUGUCAAUUGUCAUAAUAAAGGAAAUGCUCUUGUGUUUGCCCAAAAUAAACUUGACAACGUCCAGAUUUUGGAAGCAGAAGGGGGAGGCGUCUGGGUCACUAUAACACUGUGCUCUUCUGCGGUCUCAGCCUGCCUCUGUACCUCUAGUUACUUUUCUAUCCCAGUGCAUUUUAUUUGGCAAUACAGAUGAUCCAUAGGGUACUAUUGUGACAAGCGAUGGGGAUCACACUAAUUACAUAUCUUUUUUUGUUUUUAAUGAUAAAUUAACUUCCAAGAAAUAUUUAUUAGUUAAGAGACAUACAGUACCUCGAGUCGCAUUGCUGCAGUGCCAGCGACGAGAGCCACUUAUGCAAUAUUCUUUCUGUUUCUAUAUAAUGGACCCUUUUUGUUAUUUACUGCGCUGGGAGUUUUCUUGUGUUCAGUGAAACACUGUGCAAACUGAAGUCACUUUGGAUCCACGCCUCUGCAUUGUACUUUAGCAACCAUAUCUGUCAGACUCUUGGACUCUUCCCACCCCCCAUGGACUUGUAUGGGCAGUCUUGUGUUGCUUAUUAGGAAGGGGUAAGGAUGAUGCUACUAAGUCUGGAAAACAUGGUACUGCCACCCUUUUAUAUCAAACCAUAGCAUUGUCUUGGUAGGUACUAUGGGACAAGGGUCCAGUCUCUUGACUUUGUAUGAAGAGUGGAGAUUGGGCUAGUCCAGAUAAAAUAACUGAAAUGAACUUCUGGGUGUGAUUUUAUUCACCUUGAAAUUUACUUUCGGUAUCUUGUUGGUAGAUAUAAUCUAAGCAAUGUUGAUUUGACAUGCUUUGCUGCAACCCUCCAAGUCUUUGAAGGGUUAGUUCACUUUUCAAUACUUUUAGUAUGAUCUGGACAUAGAUAUUCUGAGACUGCAACUGUGUUUUUUAUUUAUUGAUCUCCAAGUUGGAAUUCUAGAGUCCAUCUGGUUGCCAGGGUCUGAUUUACCCUAGUAACCAGGCAUUGUCUUGAAUGACAGACUGGGAGAUGAAAUGGAGAAGGUCUGACUUGAAACAUACAUAAAAGGUAAUAAUAAUACAAUUUUAGCCUCACAGAGCAAUUGUUUCUGGGGUCAGUGACCCCCCCCCAUUUGAAAGCUGUAAAGUGGCAGAAGAAGGGAGAAAUAGUUCAAAUAAAUGUGAAAUUUUGCUGUGGUGUAUGCCUCCACUUUUCUAAAUGUAGUUAAAAAUCUAAAAUAAAAAUUAAAGUCACAGAUAUCUUAUUCAAAGGGGGUAAAAAAAUAUUAUACACAGUAUUCAUGUCCCAAAGUACCCCCAGUCCAAGGGUUGUACAUAGUUAAAUAAUCACAAAAGGCAAAAAUCGGGAAAGACUUACUGUUUAGUGAAAACUGAGCCCAAAUAUUAUAAAAAUGAAAAAACUUUAUGAGGACAUACUCUAGCCUGACGCGUUUUGUGCCAAAGGUGGGCACUUACUCAUAGGCUCCUAUGGAAAUAGUUCAAAAACUAUUUUAAAAAGUACAAAUGAAGACCAAUUGAAAAGAAGCAUUGGCCAUUCUAUAAUAUACUAAAAGCUAAUUCAAAGGUGAACUCCCCCUUUAAAAUUAAAUCUGGUCUGGAAGGGUCACAGGGCAGAUGAAUGGUCCAGCCAGACUUUGUAUUGAUUAUCGUUCAGUUCUGGCCUUCUCCCAACCAUCUUGCCUGCUGUUAUUCAUAAGGUUAUCGGGGGCCCGCUAAUAGAGCGGUUGAGGUUUAAAGCUGCAAAAGAUAUAUAAAAAAUAAUACCUCUGACUUUGCAAUUCUGGAUCCAACAAGAUGUUUAGGUUUAGUGAGAAGGAGAGGCAAGCUGUGCAUGUUUAUAUUGGGUGAAAAUGAUUGUACUUAAUGUGAUCCCUUCUCAUACUGUAUAUUGUUUGUAUUAUUCUUUAACAUUCUGCAAUUUGUCUCUGAGCACUGCUCACAAUCUGUUGCGGAUAUUUUAUAAUUUGGUACUCCUGACACUGCUCGUAGCACAUAUUAAACUGUUACCAUACAACCAUAAUGUAUAAGGGUGCAAAUCCAGGAUUCUUAGUCCUUAGAACUUUGUCCACAGCUUGUACCAGGUCAAAAAUUCAUCAGAAAAUGCACUGUUGGGCAGGUCUGGACUGAGAAUUAAAAUAGGCCCUGGCAUUUCAGGUACACAGAGGCCCAAUCAGCCCACACCAGCUCACUAAAUAGUGACUUUCUAUGGCACCUUAUAGCAGCCCCUCUGGCAUUUGCCAGAACCCACAGAUUGCCAGUCCGGGCCUGCUAUUGGGUGCAAGUCAGCCCUGUUCUUAUCUACCAUAGGUAGGUGGUAUGUACAGACCUUAGUGACAUGGAAGUUGGGGGUCAGGAUACGGGAAACCUAUAUCCAUCCUAUAUAUGUGCAGUACAGGCAAGUCCCCAUCUUUUUUGCUCACGAGAUCUACCCAAGGCAGGAGCAAAGUGCAAAGAACAAAUCCGCUUUGCAUUAAUUUUUUGCAUUUUGCCAAAGAUAAAUAGAAACAAUGAGGCCUACAAGGUUUAACUGUAGGAUCUACGGCACCAACAUGAAAAUAUCAUUGUGCUAGUUCUUUAGUUUGUGGCUUUAAUUUUUUGUUCUCUGCUGUGCCAUGUUUAUUGGCAACAUGCAGUGUGGGAAGGCCCAGAUAUCCUGUUAAAUAAAGGGUUAUAGGACUAGUUCCAUGAUAUAAAAUAACUAUAAAAAUGCACCUGUGCUACAUUGUAGGUUGAAUAAAUAUGUCUGCCAAAUAGGAUUUGUUUUUAUAGCUUUUUAGAUAUUAAAUAAAAUGGCUCGUUCUGGC
Messenger RNA from Xenopus laevis (African clawed frog), 5364 nucleotides. It is a transcript of the gene gpc1.S, whose product is annotated as glypican 1 S homeolog. The record is from RefSeq and is a predicted model, not a curated record. The coding region runs from base 903 to 2561 and encodes 552 amino acids. Gene Ontology annotation, biological process: cell migration; negative regulation of fibroblast growth factor receptor signaling pathway; regulation of signal transduction. Gene Ontology annotation, molecular function: fibroblast growth factor binding. The transcript is spliced from 9 exons. Lineage: Eukaryota; Metazoa; Chordata; Amphibia; Anura; Pipidae. Gene Ontology annotation, cellular component: extracellular matrix; cell surface; synapse.